Messenger RNA from Columba livia (rock pigeon), 4026 nucleotides. RefSeq names its product prokineticin 1 (gene PROK1). NCBI's taxonomy places the organism in Eukaryota, Metazoa, Chordata, Aves, Columbiformes, Columbidae. The coding region runs from base 2312 to 2629 and encodes 105 amino acids. Gene Ontology annotation, biological process: endothelial cell proliferation. The transcript is spliced from 3 exons. The record is from RefSeq and is a predicted model, not a curated record.
ACGUAUGCCCUCAUUUGGGGGGGUGCUGCAAAUGCCGACCCCGCACCCCCUGCCCCCUGAACCACCCCUCCCGGGCGGCCCCUUUCCCACAGUGCGGGUGGCACAGCUGCCAUUCUUGGGUUAUUUUUCCUCUCUUUUCUCCUCAUUUAUACUCCUGAGUGUGGUUUAUUAGCGGUUUCCCCUCCUCCCCAUUCAGGAUUUGCAUGGCAAAAUGAAAUUCGAGUGGUGGAUUAAUGGAGGGGCCCCCACACACCCUCCCCAACCAGAGCAUCCUCUGGACCACAGUGAGGGAUGCAGGGACAUGGGGACCACGGGCUGGAGCCCAAUAUCCGCAGCAAGAAGAGCUACACUGGACUGGCGCGUGCGGUGCUGGGGGGGUCAGGACCCCCACCCCAUUCCCACAGAGCAGAGAGGUGCUGAAAGGGAUGCUCAGCCCAGCUCUGCUGCAAGGAGCCCCCCCAAAAACCGAGCCCCACCGAGAGUGGGAGGUAAUUUAUGGCGGGCGCAUCGCGGAGCUCGGUGACGCUAAUAAGGUGCCGGCUGAAUCCGUUCCCGGCUGCGCCCGGUGAUAGAUCUCGGCUUGUCAGGUCAGAAAAUUAAAAUGUUAUUGAUGGGGGAAGCGAAGUGCAGCAGGAUUUUAUUAUUUAUUAUUUUAUUUUUCGUGUUUUAUUUAUGUUUCUUCCUCCUCAAGUCAAGCGGGGAGCUCUCUCGGGCAGCACCCCGAUCCUGCACGCCCGGGGGCUCCCCACUGCCUUGCUGCGUGACUUGGGAUUACUUAUAUUGUUUUAAUGAUUAUUUUCCCCCCACCCUAGGUAGCAACACAGGACAAAGGUACAAAUAUGCCCCCACAAGGCUGGGUCCACAUCCCCAUCAUCCCGUCAGCAUCUCAGCACAACUUCCCUCAACCAGCGGCUCGUGGGCCGUUCCCAGCUGCACGGUUUCUGGCGGGGAAGGUUUUUGGAGGAGUUGGGAUUAAUUAAUUCAAGCCCAGGUGGAGGAGACUUGAGAGAAGCAGCAGAACAGCUGCCACAUCAAAAGAAGCGCUGCUCUCCGGGCAGGGAAAUGCCUGGGUUAUUUUUAACUAAUUAAAUAGAUGAUUUAGCACUGGACUGAUACUCUACAAAAGAACUUCAACAGAAAAGGCCCAUUAAGCCACGUGGCUCUGAUCAAACCCUGAUUUCAACCCCCAGCCCAUCACUUCGGGCCAUGUUUUCCCCCCCGGGGCUGAGCCCCCCGGCUGCUCCCGGUCCCUAAUUUGCCCCCAUGGACCAGAUCUGCUGAACACGCUCCAUCCCCUUGACAGAGAAUUUUGGGGCUGUGGCUCCCUCUGACUGGGAGAAUCCCCAAAAUCAGACUCAAGGGUGUUUAUUCCUCAGUGAGAAAAGCCAGAAGAGACUAAAUUCCAAGUGCUGGUGGGGAGCUCUGGUAGCCCAGCUUCAUCCUGGGGGUUCCAGCACCAUGUGUUGGUAUUUAAACUUUUAUUAUAGAUAUACUUAUUUGUAAAUUGCUGGACUCCCAAAGGGCUGCAUGGGAGGAGGUGACGGGUGACACGCAGCCCCAGCUCCAUGACGAUGUCGCAUGGCAGAGGCUGCAGAGAUUUCUUGCUCCUUUUUCCCCCGAGCACAUUGGGGUGUUGUCCCUUCCAUCCCCUCAGGAUGUAGAAAUUGAAAAAGAAGCCGAUAAUUCCAGCUUUUCCUGCCUUUUUAGCCUCUUCAGCAGCCCCUGCUCUUAUUCCCUUAUGCUCGCAGCAGAUGCACCAAAUGCGAUUUGAGGUAUAGCGGAUAUACAUCAAGCCAUAAAUCAACAUUAAAUGCAAAUACAAACACACCGUCAUUACUGAAAGAGAUGUUAUUCCCUCUCUGCCUUCUUUGAUUCUCAGAAACAGAUGCAGCUGAGUCUUUAUUUCUACAGGAUAUUUAUCACAGAGCCACAUUAUUACACAUUGUGCUCUUAGGAGCCGAGAAGUAGCUGGGUAACUUUAUUAGUGUGUUUUCUUUUAGCUAAAUAAUCACAAAUUCUUAACUAAUUUCUUAAGUACACCUGUCAGGGAUAAACACAGACAUAGAGGUGUAGCUGGAAAAUCCAGCUGUGUUGCCUUAGCUGAAAAAUAACCCCGGGACACGGUGUGGGUGGGAGAGGUGGGAUCUUCUCCCUUCCUCGGUGGUUCAUUGGUAUUUUUUUAAUACCAUUAGAGAUUCAGGUCUCAUCUGCGUGUUGUGAGAUCAUUGGGGAAGACACGGCGCCCGGGGUGGCGGCGCUGGGGGGUUAUAUAGGGCGGGAGGUGCGGGGCUGCUGCAGAGCAGCAGAGACCAUGGGCUGGUUCCUGCAAACCCUCCUCCUGCUCCUGCUCGUCACCCCCGGGCCCGGCGCCGUCAUCACCGGGGCCUGCGAGCGGGACCUGCAGUGCGGCAGCGGGACCUGCUGCGCCAUCAGCCUCUGGCUGCGGGGGCUGCGGAUGUGCACCCCCCUGGGACAGGAGGGGGACGAGUGCCACCCCUUCAGCCACAAGGUCCCGUUCUUCGGGAAGCGCCAGCACCACACCUGCCCGUGUCUGCCCAACUUCAUCUGCUCCAGGUUCCUCGACGGCCGCUACCGCUGCUCCCUCGACUUCAAGAACAUCGAUUUUUAGGGUGGUGCUGCCGGCUGCCCGUCCCUGAGCCCCCUGCGCCCAUUUCUUCCCCUCUCCCACAGCCGCCGGGUGCCCACUUUGCAUCUUAAAAGUGCUUUUCUAAGUGUUGCUAUAAGCUCUGUGUUAUAUGGGGAAACUGAGGCACACUCAGGCCAAGCUGCUCCAAGGUCUGGCUUAGCAAAGCUCUGUCCCAGCCCUAAGCAGGACCCGGCUCCAGCGGAGGAGCAGAGUGAAGGGGAGUGUGCGUGGCAAACGUUUGUGGCCUCAAAAAUCCCUUUCCCAAGGUGUUCUCUGCGUGCCGUGGCUGCCACCAGCCGCCUGUCACCUCCCUGCUCUAUUUUAUACACUAAAAACCAACUGUGAUGCAAUCUGGGAAGAGCAAAAGUGGUUUUUAUCCUGGCACACGAUAAAAUCUGCGAUGUAAAGAUGAGCAGCAUCAUUUAUGUACCAAAGCCUCCCCAAAGCUGAGCCCAGUUGUGCGGGCGGUGGCGGAGACUCGACUUUAAUUGAUUUUACUUGUGCGGCAGGAAAGACAAAAAUCAGAGGGGCAGAAACUUCCUUUUACAGGGAGUUUUAGCAGCUUUCCCGCAAUUCCUACUGCACUUCCGUAGUAAUUCCCAUCAUGAUGUUGCCCCAUCAAGUCUUAUCGGUGUAUUUAAAAAGCCGGGUGAUCUAAUCUCUCUUGCAACGAAAAUAAAUCGAUAUCAAGUAGCUGGGCAUGGGGGGAUUAAGGGAUGGGUUUCCCCAAAGUUCAAGCACCGCAACGUGUUUGGCAGCGGCCGGGGCCAGAUGUGGCGUUUGGGAUGCAGGGAAGUGUUUUCCAGCUUAAGCAUCUGCUUGGGGUCCAGGCACCGCUUGGGAUUUGGGGGCCGCUCUUGGUGUCACUUGAGUCUAAGGGGAGAACAGGGUGUUCGGGUUAAUGAACUGUGCUAAGAGUUAGUGCCGACACGUGCUUUUAAUCCGCUUUAAAUAAUAUAUGGUGGGAAAAUCCCGUAUCACUUGAGCUUCCUACAGCAACCCCCAGCAAUAAUAAAUACAUAAUAUUAAAAAAUAAUUAAAAAUAAAAUUAAAAUCAGCAUUUACAGCAACUAAAGGUCCAAUUUCCUUCUGAGCAGAAGCAGCACUUAAAGCUUAUUUUUGGGGUGUGAAUGCGGGUGGUUCAGUGACCCUUGGGGUUCAUUGCGUGGGACAGCGGCACCUCCUGUGCUCCGGGCUUUCCCAAUUGGUGGGUUUUUAAUGCUUUUUGGUGGAUUUUGGUGCUAUAGCGGCAGCGGUUUCUAUUUCUACGGCUGUGGCAGAUGCUGCAUUAUCGCGGAGAGCCACGUAAUUCAGAUUUGGCAGCUGAGCGAAAGCAACAAAAUAUUGUAAAUUGGGGGAAAAUAAAACACUGCAAUGAC